AGUAGAAAAGAAGGGGUGGAUACGGAGGAGGUAGUUAGAGGGUUAGGGAAAGAGGGAUAGGACGAAAGAGAGGCAUAUACAGCGAGAGGGGGUGAAGCUUAGCCUACGACUCACAUGUGCGAGUAGUUAGUUGUGGGUUGUUUAGUGAUGCGAUUUUAGAAAGCCUUAGUUUGGAUUCAAAUCGUAUUUUCAUUUUGUUACAGUGGCGAGCUUUCAAGCUAGCAGGCUACUGUAGCUGGCUAAUUCGGGAAGCACCGACUGCCGCUGCUAACCCGCCGGAAACUGAACAGAUAAACUGAAGAUUAGGCACAAUCUCGUCAAAUUAAUUAUUGAGACAUUUUAUUUAUAAAUUGUCAGCAAGUUUUACAAUUUAACGCAAACGAGUGUUUUAAAACCUCGUGGCCGUACACUAAUUAAUCAAACAAAAACAUCGCCGAAGUGCAGAGACGGAGAGUGACAAGGACGAGAGUGAGAGAGAAAGGGGAGGAGAAUUGACAUUAAAGCAACGCAACGAGGAAACAGAAGACACAGGCGCCUUCAUUUUACGCUUUUCAAUAAUAGCCAGCUAGCUGGUAAGCUAAUACUAUGCAUUAAAACAACUCAACUCUGCAAUACUGUCCUCAGCAAGGAAUCUUCCUGGAACAGAGCUACACGGCGAGGACUACUGGAAAAUGGGCUCGGAGCCGCCCUCGCCCCCGCAGGUGGUGGAGGAGGGAGGGGAGGAGGAGGAGGAGGAGCUGAGCGGGGGAGAGGAGGUGGACUCCAGGGCGGUCCCCGGCCGCGGCUCCCUGCUCACCAGGAGGGGGAUCACCCUGCGCGUGCUGCUCAAAGACGGCCUGGUGGAGCCCGGCGACGGGGUGCUGUCCAUACACUACCUGGGUAAGAAGUUUGUGGGGGACCUGCUGUGCGACGGGAAGAUCCGCUGGGUGGAGACGGGGCAGAUCUUCAACUCGCCCAGCGCCUGGGCCACGCACUGCAAGCGGCUGGUCAACCCCGCCAAGAAGUCUGGCUGCGGCUGGGCCUCCGUGCGCUACCGCGGGCAGAAGCUGGUGCAGUACAAGACCAGCUGGCUGCACAAGUACCAGCCCAGCGGAGAGAUGAGCCUGGCCAGUGAAGGCGAAGAUGAGGAGAUGGGAGAGGACGAAGAGGAAGAGAGGAAGGCCUCCGUGCAGACGGAGGACAGGAACAGGAAGGGCAAACCCGAGCAGCACGAGAUCAGUGUGGUCCAGAGGAGAGGGGACAGAGACAGAGUGCCCGUGAGGUACUGCACUCUGGGUACCAGGGAUUCUGCACGGGACCCGCACACCCUGGUGGAGCUGUCCGCCUUUUCCGCCAUUAACAGGUUCCAGCCUUUCAACGUGGCCGUGUCCAGCAACGUGCUGCUGCUGAUGGAUUUCCACUGCCACUUGACCAGCAGUGAGGUGGUGGGAUAUCUGGGGGGACGCUGGGACACAAACACACAGUUGCUGACGGUUCUGCGGGCUUUCCCGUGUCGCACACGAUUGGCCGACAGAGAUUCGGCCCCCGCUGUAGAGGAGGAGAUCUGCCAGAACCUGUUCAUGCGGGGGCUCUCAUUGGUCGGUUGGUACCACAGCCACCCCCGAGGCCCUGCCCUGCCGUCCCUGCAGGACAUCGACUCCCAGAUGGACCAUCAGCUGCGUCUCCAGGGCAGCAACAACGGCUUCCAGCCCUGCCUGGGCAUCAUCUGCGGCCCCUAUUACCACGGCAACCAGGGCGUGGCUUCGACCAUAACGCCUUUCUGGGUGGUCCCGCCCCCAGAGCAACGGCCCAACGACUACGGCAUUCCUGUAGCGGUGGAGGUGACCUACGUUCAGGACAACUUCCUCACCAGCGAUGUGCUCAACGAGAUGAUGCUGCUGGUGGAGUUCUACAGGGGUGCCCCAGACCUGGUUCAGUUCGGUCAGCUGUGGAGCCCCGACACCACUUUGCUGGACAAAAUAAAGGGUUCCCUGAGUGGCCACGCCCCCAAGGACCAGGCCUACUCCCAGAUCCUGGAGCACGUGUACAGCCAGCUGAGCAACGCGCAUUGAGGAAGAGGAGGAGGAGGAGGAGGGGAGGUGGUGUGUUUCACUUCCGGAACUCGGGGCCCAGAUCUUCUCCCGCCCCCACCUGUGGGCGCUUCCGUCCGGAGCCCCACCCGUGCACGACGGGACGGGAACGCCGAAAUUCCCUGUGACCGCAGACACACUGUGAACUGAGCGUGCUCCUAUCCCACAGCGCAGUGUGUGUGUGUAAGUGUGUGUGAGGGAGUGUACGGUACCCCUGUACUUGUGUAUGUGUUGUGCGUGUAGGAUACCCCUAUACUCGUGUGUGUGUGUGUAGAGUACCCCUAUACUUGUGUGUGUAUGUGUGUAGAGUACCCCUAUACUUGUGUGUGUAUGUAGUGUGUGUAGGAUACCUCUCUUCUCAUGAGUAUGUUGAGCGUAUGUAGGGUACCCCUAUACUUGUAUGUGUGUGUAUGUAGGUUACCCCUAUAUUCCUGUGGGUGUGUGUGUGUUUUGUAUGUAGGGUACCUCUCUUCUCGUGUG
Messenger RNA from Anguilla anguilla (European eel), 2549 nucleotides. RefSeq names its product MPN domain containing (gene mpnd). The transcript has 13 exons. Gene Ontology annotation, biological process: double-strand break repair. Lineage: Eukaryota; Metazoa; Chordata; Actinopteri; Anguilliformes; Anguillidae. Gene Ontology annotation, cellular component: BRISC complex; BRCA1-A complex. Gene Ontology annotation, molecular function: polyubiquitin modification-dependent protein binding; metallopeptidase activity. The record is from RefSeq and is a predicted model, not a curated record. The coding region runs from base 672 to 2051 and encodes 459 amino acids.